AUGGAAGGCAGGGAAGACUUGAAGUCGAUAUUAGAGUAUUUGCCGGUGGUGGUGCGGACAUGGAAUCUGUUCUGGCCGUCCCAAGUGGUGGAGGCUCUCAAGGCGUUGGCGAGAGGUCCUGAGCACAGUGGGGUCCAUUCUGGGGAGCUGCUAUUCUCAGCCAUUUCGGACCUCAGGUGCUCUCUUUCUCUCUCCUCUCAUCCUUUGCCUCCUUCCGCCCCACACGGCUACGCCCUCUUCUUCGACGAGCUCAUGUCUAGGGCUGAAGCAAGGAAAUGGUUUGGAGAGGUUGUCCCGGCAUUGGCCAAUUUGCUUUUGCGGUUGCCCUCCCUGUUAGAAUUGCACUAUCAAAACGCCGACGCCCUUAUUAAUGGAGUCAGAGAUGGAAUCAAAACUGGUCUUCGUCUACUGCAUUCACAAGAAGCAGGAAUCGUGUUCCUCAGCCAGGAACUAAUUAGUGCUCUUCUUGGGUGCUCUUUAUUUUGUUUGUUCCCAAUCAAUAAUAGAGGUGCCAAACAUCUCCCAAUGAUCAACUUCGACCAUUUGUUUAUGACUUUAUAUGACAGUUAUAAUGAAAAACAGGAGAAUAAGAUAAGGUGUAUUAUACACUAUUUUGAAAGGAUAAGUUUCCAUAUGCCUAAGGGUUAUGUCUCAUUUGAGCGGAAAGUACUUCCUCAGGAACAUGGUCCUCUAAGCAUUUCUUACCCCAAGGCUAGUUUCUGGAGCAAUUCAGCCAUUCCUCUCUGCCGUUUUGAGGUUCACAGUUCAGGCUUUAUAGAAAAUCAAUCAAGUGGAGCUCUUGAAGUCGACUUUGCAAACAAGUAUAUAGGAGGUGGUGCUCUUCAUAGGGGCUGUGUACAGGAAGAGAUCCGUUUCAUGAUCAAUCCUGAAUUAAUUGCUAGCAUGCUGUUCAUGCCUUCCAUGGCAGAUAAUGAGGCUAUAGAAAUUAUUGGUGCAGAAAGGUUUUCAAAUUAUACAGGGUAUGCUUCUUCCUUUCGUUUUUCUGGUGACUAUGUGGACAAAAGGGAUACAGACUCUCUUAGAAGACGUAAAAUCAGAAUUAUUGCAAUAGAUGCAUUAUGCAGCCCGGGGAUGAGACAGUACAAACAAAAGUUACUCCUCCGGGAGAAUAAUAAGGCAUUCUGUGGUUUUUUUCAUCAAUCAAAAUAUCAGCAGUACAAGAGAUUGUUUCGAGAGAGCGGGUGUUCUGGAAUUCAGCCGCAUUCAGAUGUUAAAGACUCCAAUGACGUAUACAGUAAUAAUCUUUUGAGUCAUGAAGCUAGAAUAACUUCUGUUGAAUCGUGUGGAGGAAAAUCUGUACACAAAGUGAUCAUAGAUUCUGAGGAGAUCCUGUCUCUUGAUAAUGAGGAUGAUGUUGGGAUUGCAACUGGGAAUUGGGGAUGUGGUGCUUUUGGAGGAGACCCUGAAGUGAAGACCAUAAUUCAGUGGCUUGCUGCCUCUCAGGCACUAAGACCUUUCAUUUCGUACUACACAUUUGGCAUGAAGGCAUUGAAAAACCUAGACCAGGUAACUCAAUGGAUACUGUCACAUGAAUGGACAGUUGGUGAUCUCUGGAAUUUGCUGGUGGAGUACUCAUUGCAGAGAUUGAAGGGAGAGGCUAAUGAUGGAUUCUUUACUUGGCUCCUUCCAUCUCUACUUACCCAUGAUACUGAGAUGUUGGAUUCACCUAUAACGUCUUAA
Prunus armeniaca (apricot) is the source of this 1701-nucleotide messenger RNA. Lineage: Eukaryota; Viridiplantae; Streptophyta; Magnoliopsida; Rosales; Rosaceae. The record is from the annotation of a GenBank genome assembly.